Molecule: messenger RNA, 2210 nt
Organism: Sorex araneus (European shrew)
Lineage: Eukaryota; Metazoa; Chordata; Mammalia; Eulipotyphla; Soricidae
Gene: DRG2
Product: developmentally regulated GTP binding protein 2
Exons: 13
Coding region: 426-1514 (362 amino acids)
Biological process (GO): cytoplasmic translation
Cellular component (GO): cytoplasm
Molecular function (GO): GTP binding; GTPase activity
Source: RefSeq, a predicted model, not a curated record
UUCCCGCCUGCCUCAGUUUUCCUGCCUGUAAAAUGGGGGCGCAGCCGGAGCUAGCGCUGGAGAGCCGUGCCCGAGGCGGGCCGGGCGCGCUGCGGCCCUGCAGAGACAGUGUCCCAGGCCAGGCCGGGGCGCAGAGAAACCGCACGGGCUGCGAUCCAGCUGGAAUUUGGGCCUGGGUGGCCCGCAGGGACCCAGCACUUCCGAGCCCCGUGCUGAGUCCCCGGAGCAGGCGGGCGCCUAGAGCUGGAGUCUGUUGUACCCGGGUUUGAACCCCUGCUCCCUCCCGACGGGGGUGACAGGCGCCCCCGCCCCGGCUGUGUUGUUAGGAGGUGUUGCGAAGCAGGCGACACACGGCACCAAGUAGAAUAAAGCUGUGCGCGUAAACACCGAGUGCGGAGUUAGGUAAUAAGACUGGACAAGGGGAAAUGGAGACUCCCGAGAAGGCUUCCAGGAGGAGGUGGGACUCAGGGGCGGGAACGCCAGCCACAGAGUAUCACCUGGGCCUGCUGAAAGCCAAACUUGCAAAGUACCGAGCCCAGCUCUUGGAGCCGUCCAAAUCCGCCUCCUCCAAAGGAGAGGGCUUCGAUGUUAUGAAGUCGGGGGAUGCCCGUGUGGCGCUGAUUGGAUUCCCCUCUGUGGGUAAGUCCACCUUCCUGAGUCUCAUGACCUCCACCGCCAGCGAGGCUGCGUCCUACGAGUUCACCACCCUGACGUGCAUCCCCGGCGUCAUCGAGUACAAAGGCGCCAACAUCCAGCUUCUGGACCUUCCUGGAAUCAUUGAAGGAGCAGCACAAGGGAAAGGCCGUGGCCGGCAGGUGAUCGCUGUGGCGCGCACGGCUGACGUGGUCAUCAUGAUGCUGGAUGCCACCAAGGGAGAGGUGCAGAGGUCCCUGCUGGAGAAGGAGCUGGAGUCAGUGGGCAUCCGCCUUAACAAGCACAAGCCCAACAUCUACUUCAAGCCCAAGAAAGGAGGUGGCAUCUCCUUCAACUCCACGGUCACGCUGACUCAGUGCUCAGAGAAGCUGGUGCAGCUGAUCCUUCAUGAGUACAAGAUCUUCAAUGCAGAAGUGCUCUUCCGAGAGGACUGCUCCCCAGAUGAGUUCAUCGACGUGAUCGUGGGCAACCGUGUAUACAUGCCCUGCUUGUAUGUUUACAACAAAAUUGACCAAAUUUCCAUGGAAGAAGUGGACCGCUUGGCCCGAAAACCCAACAGCGUUGUCAUCAGCUGCGGCAUGAAGCUGAACCUGGACUACUUACUCGAGAUGCUCUGGGAGUAUCUGGCUCUGACCUGCAUCUAUACCAAGAAGAGAGGGCAGAGGCCAGACUUCUCGGAUGCCAUCAUCCUCCGGAAGGGGGCCUCUGUGGAGCAUGUGUGCCACCGCAUCCACCGUUCGCUCGCCAGCCAGUUCAAGUACGCCUUGGUGUGGGGCACCAGCACCAAGUACAGCCCACAGCGGGUAGGCCUGACCCACACUAUGGAGCAUGAGGACGUCAUCCAGAUUGUCAAGAAGUAGGGGCUCCUACUGCCCCCCACACCUCUUCAUGAGGAGUUGGACCUGAUGGGGGCUGCCCAAGUCCAAACAGGGAAAAUACAAACCCACCCCAUAAAGGAGCUCUCGAGUAUCUCCUGUUGGCAGACGUUUCUUCAGCGGGCCGAGGAUGAAGAGUGUUGGGGCAGAGGGAUGGAAGGGGGAGAUGCACUAGGCAAAGCACUGGGCAACACGUUUGCACUGAGGGCAUUAGAUGGGGGUUCUAAGGUUGGCGCUCUGGGACUGUGCUCCACUGAGGAAGCCAGCUGUGUUGCCUGCCCCCACGGAGCCUCCUUCAGAGACAUGACUGGCCCCGGGCUGGGGUGCAGAUUGGCCUGCCUGGUGCCCAGAAGGUGACAGUCAUUGCUGUGGGGACACCUUAGCCCCCCAGCCCUGCCAGCUUCUCUGGCAGUUGGGAAAGGGCUUCCCAGGAUAAAAGACCACCCCAACACACUCAGGAUCUGCCUGGUGGAACCAGACAUUAGAGGCUUUAGGUCCAGUGCCCGCCCUCACAGCCUGAACAGUCUAGAAGUGUCCCCAAGGGCCUCCCUGCCCACCUCAGUUCAGACCCCGUGCAGACACUUAAGGCGGGACUGUGGAGCUUAAGUUCUGCAUUUGUUUUGUUUUUAUCUAAGCCCUUUGAUCUCUUAAAUUUUUUUCUCAAAUAAAAGAUAAAAAUGA